Molecule: messenger RNA, 915 nt
Organism: Saccostrea cuccullata (small rock oyster)
Lineage: Eukaryota; Metazoa; Mollusca; Bivalvia; Ostreida; Ostreidae
Product: E3 ubiquitin-protein ligase RNF213-like
Exons: 5
Molecular function (GO): ubiquitin-protein transferase activity; ATP hydrolysis activity
Source: RefSeq, a predicted model, not a curated record
AUGACGUUUGAAAACGACAAUUUACCUAAUGAGGACGCAAUUCAUACAUUGCUUGAGUUUGUUAUUUCGGAGGAGAACAAGACAAGCGUAAAAGGUGACGCAGUUGUCAGCAGAAAUAGACUGAGACUAAGAAGCGCAGUGAAAAGACCUUAUGAUACAUGCACCACUCCAGUUACAAGAUCAUUUCUUCUCCAGCUUUUACUACGGACAAGAGACAAUUCCGUAAAUGAACACAUAGAAAAGUUUAUGAGGGACACCAGAGGAGCAUGCAGAACCAAUGAAACUCUCGUCAAAACGUGUCAAAUGUUCAUACAUUGCAUAGAGGAAACAACUGUAUACCAUUUUCUGAAAGACUUGAAAACAACUAAAGAUGAAAUUUCGGAAGCGGAGAAAUUUGUACAGUCUGCUACUGGUUUAUUUAAUGAACAGUUGUCAUUCAAAUCGCUUUCUCGUGUCGCAGAAGUUCGCUGGGCGAUACAAAUAGCUAGCAAAUAUGUAUACAGAUGCAUGGUUGAAGAAGUAGUUUCUGCUAGAGAAAUUGAUUCACUAUUGAGAGCAAUUAAAGAUGUCUGUAACAAAGAGGAUAGGGAUCAAAACAUAAGAUACUUUUUUGUUCAGGAGCUAUGUAAAACACAUGGUGAGUCGGCGUUUCAUGACAUUGUAACAAAAAGUAAAUUAAAGGCAUCCCAGCUUCCCCUUUCCUGGCUAGAUGUUGGUAUAAAAAGGGAGCUGCUAAAAAACAUAUCAAACAACAAGAUUGCAGAUUACAUAAAAAUUCGACCAGGAGAUGAUAUGCAGGAACAGAACACAAAAUGCUUGCUGAUGCAUGUAUUCUUAACUUUUUAUCUUUUACCACAUGGAGACAGUCUUCCCAAACCACUUAUUGACAUUGCACAAUGUAAUGUCCCCUUACCU